This is a messenger RNA of Papilio polytes (common Mormon), 2145 nucleotides long. Its product is annotated as protein pygopus-like. The transcript is spliced from 3 exons. NCBI's taxonomy places the organism in Eukaryota, Metazoa, Arthropoda, Insecta, Lepidoptera, Papilionidae. The coding region runs from base 413 to 1861 and encodes 482 amino acids. The record is from RefSeq and is a predicted model, not a curated record.
CGGUAGUUUUCUGCUAAAAAUACAUCGUGAAGUGGCGUGUGUUGUUUGGACUAUCGUGAGUCGUAAAUAAAAAUGCUUGAAAUAUGUUGAUAUUUCACGUUAUAAGUGGUCUUCAUGUAUAGUAAUACAGAAAUACAUCAAUGGACCUUAAACGGAUGACGAAAACUUAAUGUGAGAGGUGAUUUACUUUUGGUAUUUGUCAUAUGCUGCACGCCUUGGGGUCUGGACGAGGACAAAAAAUAAUCACUUAUUCUGAUCCUGAAUUGAUAAUGCUGUAUAGACACAACCAGUCUUCCGGCACGUAUUUACGCUUUCCCGAAACAAUGAGGUGCCUUACAAGUGGAUAUUUUUUUUAAAUAAUACGAUAUAUUUGUAAUGAUGGUUGAAAGACGCGAUUCAGAAUAAAGUCAAAAUGAGUCACAAUCUGGCAGGAAUGCCAUCUUACAGGAUGUCAGGGCCAGGACUGGGGCCUUCGGAUUUCAAGCCACCUAUGGACACCCCUACCCCACCAGCUCCAGCACCAAGCAAUCCGAAAAAGAGGAGAAAAACAUCAAAUGCAAAUAAUGCUCUAACUCCUCAACCACCACCUACCGCCCAAGACUUAUUACCACCACCACUAACUGGAUAUGGGGAUACUAUUGUGGCAUCAAAUCCUUUUGACGACUCCCCAUCAACAGUCUCACACAAUGGCCCAAUGAUGAGUCAAAAUGGUCCUAUGAUGAGCCAAAAUGGACCAAUGGGUAUGAUGGGUCCCAUGCACAAUAUGGGUGGUCCUCCUAUGAGACACAUGAGUCCCCUUCCACAUAACAUGAGCCCUAUGAACCAGCAGAUGCCUCCUAGAGGAGGAAUUAGUCCUAUGGGUAAUAUGAGCCCUAUGGGGCAUAUGGGUGGUAUGUCUCCUAUGGGAGGGCCAAAUAUGGGAAUGAGCAAUCAUAGCAUGGGCCCAGGUAUGGGACCAUCAAGAUCAAUGGGAAGUCCAAUGAGUCCUAUGAAUUCUAUGCCAAUGGGUUCUCCUAUGUCAUCAGGUCCAAUGGGAAGCCCUAUGAAUAUGGGUUCUAUGGCCGGCAGUCACAUGGGUAACAGCCCUAUGGGACCACCAAUGCAUAGUCCACUUGGUGCUGGGUCAAUGAAUGGACCAAUGGGCGGGGGAGGGCCUGGUAUGAAUGUUGCAAGAAUGAAUGGCCCAAUGGGACCUAACUGCUCAAAUGGUUCCAUGGGACCUACCAAUUCUAUAAUGUCACCAAGUCCAAUGCAAUCUGGAGGAAUGGGACCCACACACUGUGGUCCUAUGAGACAUGGCAGUCCAAUGGGGUCUGGAAUGGGAGGUGGACCGAUGGGUAACAAUGGACCCAUGACAUCAAUGGGUCCCGGCCCUCCAUAUUCUAAUAGCCACAUGGGUCAUGGAGGCCCAAUGAAUAUGGGAAAUAGUGGAUCUAUGGGUAUGGGUCCGGGUCCAGGUAAUAUGGGCAAUUGUGGACCUUUAGGUGGUAUGAGUGGGAUGUCUAUGGGUGGUCCUGGAGGGCAAGGUGUAGGACCUAUGGGCCAAAAUAUGGGUAUGUUUGGACCGAAACCUAUGCCAGUGAGUGCAGGAAAAGUAUAUCCCCCUGACCAACCAAUGGUGUUUAACCCUCAGAACCCAAAUGCACCACCAAUAUAUCCAUGUGGAGUUUGUCAUAAAGAGGUGCAUGAUAACGAUCAAGCAAUAUUAUGUGAAUCAGGAUGCAACUUUUGGUUUCACAGAGGUUGUACGGGCUUAACGGAGCCAGCGUUCCAGCUGUUAACAGCAGAAGUGUACGCGGAGUGGGUAUGUGACAAGUGCCUGCAUUCAAAAAACAUACCGUUGGUAAAAUUUAAGCCAUAGCGAUUUGCCAACUUGAACCCACUAGCGUUCCUGCCACUUAUAUGAGCAAGUGCUCACAUCAUCACAAGGGACUAUUUUUACUUUUUGACAAAUUACUUUUACGGAAUUAUUUUCGAUAUUCGUUUAGUGCUUUUGUCUGUAUCUGAUGAUUGUCACAUAAGAGGUUACUGUUUUUCACUCACAGUGCGGAUAAGGGGUAAUGCUUGCUUUGAUUUUCACUUGAGAUGACACUACUGAAUUAUACACAACAAUUUCAAGCAUGAUUUAAUGUAAUAAGUUUAAAA